This is a messenger RNA of Struthio camelus australis, 5085 nucleotides long. The record is from RefSeq and is a predicted model, not a curated record. Lineage: Eukaryota; Metazoa; Chordata; Aves; Struthioniformes; Struthionidae.
UUUCACCUUUCCGGAGAGGAGAAUGGAGGAGAAGAGGUGGGGGAGAGGUAAGGGAAAGUGAAAUUAAAAGAUGCUGCUGGCAACUCUGAUUCCGUUCCUUUCCCCACAUAGAAAUGAGAGAGGCAUCCUGCUCCCUUCCAUGCAAAGCUGCUAAUGCCCUGCUCCGGAGAAGCGGAGCUGGAGAGUGAGAGAAGGGAACAGCAGCUGAGCCUGGCAGCAGAAUGAGAACGUGAAGCUUGAAGAAGCUUCUUCCUACUUUUCACAGGAAGGAUGGAGAUCCCCAAAAUGUUCAGGCUCUUGGUAACGCUCCUGAAUCUAUUAUCCUGUCUCAAACGUGUGGAGGCUCUCCUGGGAUCCCAGCCCAGCCAAAACCAUUUGCAGAGUGCAGCAUCCAGUGUGUGCGGCAUCGGACCUGUUGGGUAUUACAAUGGCUCACUGGCAGUCACUGAGGCUGGGGCAGAGUGCCUGAACUGGGCAGAGUUCCCUGAUUAUGUUCAGCAAUACCCAGACCGUGGCUUAGGGGACCACAACCACUGCAGGAACCCAGACGGGGGAACUAUACCCUGGUGCUUCUACCGGCUUGCUUCGGGGGCCAUCGGCUGGGCUAACUGUGACUGUAACCAGGGUGCUGUGCGGCUGGCUGAAGGUGGUAGAGUGGAGCUGUACUUCAGUGGACUCUGGGGCACCGUCUGUGCUGACCACUGGACUGACUGGGAUGCCAGUGUUGUCUGCAGGCAGCUAGGUCUCAGUGAGAUUGGCACAGCUGGGAAGAAGAGUCAUCCUGAAUUGUGGCCUAUUCCCCUGCACCUACAGUCAGCAAACUGCCAUGGGGAUGAGAAAGCUCUGCUGCAGUGUGGCUACCAGGAAGCUGUAUCAGGAGCUUGUAACCAGGGAAGUGCCAUGGCAACAUGUGUCCCUCCAGAAGGUGUAGGUGCGCCACUGCGUUUGGUUGGGGGAAAGGAGAGCUUUGAAGGACGAGUGGAGGUUUACCAUGAUGGCAAGUGGGGUACCAUCUGUGAUGACCAGUGGGAUGACCGGGAUGCUGAAGUGGUGUGCAGGCAGCUGGGACUCAGUGGGAACCCAAAGGCCUUGUCAUGGGCUCACUAUGGGCAGGGAUCUGGCCCAAUCCUGCUGGAUGAAGUGGAGUGCUCAGGCAAUGAACUCUCACUUGACCAGUGCAAGAAGAGUGACUGGGGACAACAAAAUUGUGACCACAUUGAAGAUGCUGGGGUCUCCUGUGACCCUUUCACAGAUGGCACUGUCAGGCUGACUGGUGGCCGCAGCCCCAGUGAAGGCAGGGUGGAAGUUUAUUAUAAUGGAGACUGGGGCACAGUAUGUGAUGAUGGCUGGACAGAUCUCGGUGCCCAGGUCAUCUGCAGGCAACUGGGCUUCAGUGGUCCUGCUACUCUGGCCUCUGAAGGGGAUUAUGCUGCUGGCCAAGGCUUUAUCUUACUGGAUGAUGUGGCCUGCACAGGGAUGGAACUCUCCCUCCUGGACUGUCCCCAUAGCAGUUGGGGGCAACAUGACUGCUCGCAUGCUGAGGAUGUGGGAGUCCACUGUUCCCCCGAGAGCAACACUGUCAUUGAUGGCAACCUGGGGCCUCCUGUGCGGCUGGUGGAUGGAGAAAGCACCAAGGAGGGACGGGUUGAGGUGUUCCUGAAUGGGCAGUGGGGCAGCGUCUGUGAUGAUAGCUGGACAGACAGAGAUGCUGCAGUGGUUUGCAGGCAACUGGGGUUCAGUGGUGCAGCAAAAGCCAGGGGAAUGGCUUAUUUUGGUGAAGGCCAUCGGCCCAUCCAUCUGGACAACGUAGAAUGCAGUGGCAUGGAGCGCUCCCUGGGGGAAUGUGUCAGGCCUGACACCGGGAUUCACAACUGCUGGCAUAGUGAAGAUGCUGGUGUGAUUUGUGACUACGUGGAAGAGAAGGUCCAGGAUAUCAGGAAAGCAGGUCCAGAGCUUGGCAUGUGUGGGAUGCGCUUGCUUCACCGUCGGAAGAAAAGGAUCAUAGGUGGAAACAAGUCUCUCAGAGGCGGUUGGCCGUGGCAGGCCUCGCUACGGUUGAAGGGUUUUCAUAGAGAUACUCGUCUGCUGUGUGGAGCAACGCUGAUAAGCAGCUGCUGGGUAGUAACUGCAGCCCACUGCUUCAAAAGGUUUGGUGUUGAUGUGCGACGCUAUCUGGUGCGGGUAGGCGAUUACCACACAAGUGUAAAGGAUGAGUUUGAAAGGGAGCUGCCUGUGGAGAGGAUUGUCCUCCACAGGAACUACUGGGCCAGCAGCAAUGACAAUGACAUUGCCCUGGUCCGAAUGCGGGGCAGAGAGGGGUGCUGCCUCUCCUUCAAUCGCCACGUUCUGCCUGUCUGCCUUCCUGACAGGAAAGAGAAAUCUGACAUCAACAGGCGAGCCUGCAUCAUCUCUGGCUGGGGAGACACAGGGAAGUCCUAUUCAAGAACGCUACUACAGGGGGUGGUGCCUCUUCUCCCACGGGAAGAUUGUGAGGUCCGUUACGGGCAGAAGUUCACUAACCGCAUGAUUUGUGCUGGGAACCUCUCUGAAGAUAAACGGGUGGACAGCUGCCAGGGUGACAGCGGUGGGCCGCUCAUGUGUCAGAGAUCAAAUGAACGCUGGGUCAUUUUGGGGAUCACUUCCUGGGGUUACGGCUGUGGCCGAAAGGAUUCCCCUGGUGUGUACACAAAGGUCAGCAAAUACGUACCCUGGAUCAAGAAAGUGACAAAGCUAAAAUGAAAAUGUCUGAGCUGUAGGAUCUUCAACAUAUGAUCCCUUUUGCUGUGCAGCAGCCGAGGACUAUAGCUUCUGGCCUGUGUGUGAUGGAGAUUUUUUAUUUUGUCAUUGGACACUGGGAAAACUUUAACAUAGGAUUUGGAGAGAAACAGUUAUGGCUGAUUUCUUAGUCUUUGGUUUCACUUUAGUCCCUAAUCUCUUAGAAGAGAAAGCAAGUGCACACCAGUAAGACAAAUAAGUUUGUGUUGCUCUGGCUGCGUCCUGUAAUGCAAUCACACUUGUCCCUGUUUCCUGGAACACAGAAAUGGUAGGAGUGGGAGAAAUACCUGCCUCUGUAAAUCUCUUCACCAAUUUUUGUAUGUUUGCACACUUGAAAGGCACUGCAAGGAGAAAUGAGAUGCUUGGGAGAUGGCACCAGGCUGUGGCAUAGUGGAAAUAUUCAGAUACUUUUUCUUACCAUAGCUCUCUUGGGCUCCAGGAAUCAGAAGCUGGAUUUGCCUGAGCUGAAGAACAGGCCAGCAGUUGUUUUUUUUUUUCUUCCCCUGUCAUGUCUCUAGGGGGAACCUUUUCCCUUCUGAAUAGUAAGUUCUCUCCCAGGUGGUUGAAAGUAUCUGUGCCCUGCAAAGAGAUGCUUGUCCCUCCAGUUGUAACCCUAUAUCAUGCAUUUCCAGUUGCCAGAUCCUGUGGUUUUAUUGCUGCUUUCUCACUAUACAGUGUUUUUUUAAUUUCUAUUUUUCAUAAAGCACCAGCUCCUGGAAUCAGUUGAUUAUGUGAGUGUAAGUCUUCAUUUUUAAGAGACUGUAGCUUUCUUGUUCUCAGAAUUACGAAGAACUUAAAAAUGUGGUCUCAAAAGGCCUAACACACAUUAUUUUUCUUUAAAUCCAAAUGUAACAUUAAUCUCAAACAUGUGGGUGUUGUGAGUCACGAUUUAGCAGCACUCCAGGGAAUUUCUCUUGGUACAUCAUAGUAAUUAACUGGACUGUGUUUAUGAUUCUUAGUCUUUAAUAUCUCUGUUCACAGUUCUCCUGUGAAACACAGAAAUACUCCUGGGGUGUAGAUAUAGAACAGAAAUGCAAGGAGUGAGUGAUUUGCUUAAGGUGUAAAACAGUUAAGCGUGUGGCAAAGCAGCUCCUUGCUUUCCUGAAGUGUGUGCUUACUCUCGCAACCUCUUGGAUAUCCUUUGCCUCUCUCUUCCUUGCAUUAUCCCUCUCUUCAUCCCUCUCAGUGGGAGUAAACUGGCCUAACUGGAGUGUGUGCAGGUAGUGACAUGAAGCUGCAGUUUAGGAUCAGAUAUUCUCAGCCUGAACAGAAAUAAUGUUGAGAGAAAGCAGGAGUUGAUGAAUGCUUCAGUUUCUUCCUUCCCUCUUAUCAGAACAAAUGAACACUUUCCUCUUCACAGGCCUUGAUUAUUUUGUAAGUUAACUUAUUAUUCUUGAGUAGGUAGACAAAUGCAAAAAUAGAUAAAAGAGCUAAGCGCAGUGCACAGCAGUAUGUUUUAGCUGUGUGGAGAUGAGACAGAGAGAAGAGAGGCCUGUUCAGGAGUAGGGACAGUAAGCGUCAGUACAUGACCAAGGACCUGAACACAGAUAAUACAGGAUGGAACUUAUGCCAGACAUGCAUGUUUUGGUUCACUAACAUGCUAAAGGGUAGACAAUAACUGAGUCAGGCACUGGCCUGCUGUCUGGAAGGUCUACACGCAUGGCACUGAAAUGUGUAACACCUAAGUCCAUAUUAUUAGGGCAAGAAUAGAAGACAGGUUAGAGCACAGCCUGUGAAUUAACAAUGUCGUGUUACAGGACAUGUGGUAAUGGAGUCCUAGAAGUUACCUUGGAUUCAACAGGCAGUGACUGCUUAAAACUUGAAUUUGGCUUCUAUAAAACAACUUCACUUAAAGGUGCUGACAUGGUUAGGUGUCCGAUUUUCCUGUGUGUGUGCUUAACUGAACAGUUGUUUUUAUUCUCCCCAGUUAUUAUAGGACAGUUAGAUUACAAAUGCUGCAAAGGCCUGUUUAAAGAUCCUGCUUGGAAAUUUAUUUUUUAAAGGGUUCUAGAUAUCUUUAAAACGUGCAAUGCCAGAACUCCUGCAGCUUGGCCUCUGAGACCAGUCUGAUCUUUUAGCCCCUCUUCCUGAGGGGCUGAAUGUCUGCAGUGCAGCCUGUGCUGGUAACACCAGGCUUGAUCCUUCUGUAGUGCUGUGCUUGGCUCCACAUGGGCUAUGUUGUCCUACAGCUGCUAGCAGAGUCCCUGAGACACAAGCUGCAGACUGCUCACCAUUUUCCAGGAAUUGAAAUGACAGAAGGACUGAGGGCAUUUAUGUUAAAGAGCUCUCAUCUUGCAGGGGACUGAAUCC